Molecule: messenger RNA, 392 nt
Organism: Microtus oregoni (creeping vole)
Lineage: Eukaryota; Metazoa; Chordata; Mammalia; Rodentia; Cricetidae
Product: 60S ribosomal protein L17-like
Exons: 1
Coding region: 1-375 (124 amino acids)
Biological process (GO): cytoplasmic translation
Cellular component (GO): ribosome; cytosolic large ribosomal subunit
Molecular function (GO): structural constituent of ribosome
Source: RefSeq, a predicted model, not a curated record
AUGAGCACAUAUAUCAGAAUUAAAAAAAUAUUACAGGCCAAACAGUGGGGCUGGACACAGGGUCGGUGGCCAAAAAAGAGUGCAGAAUUUUUGCUGCACAUGCUGAAAAAUGCAGAGAGCAAUGCUGAACUGAAGGGUUUAGAUGUGGACUCUCUGGUCAUUGAGCACAUCCAGGUGAACAAAGCACCUAAGAUGCGCCGACGAACUUACAGAGCUCAUGGCCGGAUUAACCCAUACAUGAGCUCCCCCUGCCACAUCGAAAUGAUCCUCACUGAAAAGGAACAGAUUGUUCCAAAGCCAGAAGAGGAGGUUGCACAGAAGAAAAAGAUAUCCCAGAAGAAACUGAAGAAACAAAAACUUAUGGCACGGGAAUAAAUUCAAUAUGAAAUAAA